CUAGCUCAGCACCUUACGGGCUAACAACUUCUGGCCCCGCCCCAACCCGUAACCCCGGGGGCGGGGCUGGAGAACCAACCGGGUGAUGCUGGCAAACGAGUCGAUCCCAACGGGCGGAAGUCGGCCGGCCGGGUGGGACACGGAGGGAUAGGCGUGCAAAGCCGUUUCCGGUGGCUCGCUGUUGGCGGGUCCCUGAAGCGCCCCGGCCGGUGAAUAGGCGCAGUCGCUUCCCUUGUUGUCAGGGCAAGGGGCACUUGCCUCUCCUCCCCAAAAGGAUGGAAGGCGUGGGCGGCUCGGCGCUGUUGUGAAUGCCUGGCGGAGGACUUGAUCCCAGCGGAUGCGAGUUGAAUAGCCGAGCACCCCAGCUCCUCUAGCCUGCCCCCCGAGCUCCAGGGUUGAGCCUGGGUAAGGCUGCUUCCCUCCAAGCCUGGGGCUGGCUGCGGCCUCCCUAGUUCCUCGUGAGUAGUCACUUUCCGGGACCGUCUCUCCUCUCGUUUCUGCACCUGAAUGACCUGGAGUCGGUGACAAGAGGUUGACAGUGUUGUCACGGUUGUGGACUCAGAUGGCACCUCAGGAUUUGCCCUUCUGUAUCUGAGACCGCGAUUUCUCACUGGCUGUCCAAAUGCUGGAGCCUGAGAGGGGAACCCUUGUCUAGUGUUCACUGCUGCUUGGGUUAGCCAGUGGCCGGAUACCUCAGCCAAAAGCUACGUAGGAAGCCAGCUUCCUCCCUCCCAUUUUGACCAGACGGUGUCUGAGUCAAGGCGAGUGGAUCCCACCCUCCAGAUCUCAUGGAGACGGUGACAUUUGGCGAUGUGGCUGUGCACUUCUCUCGGGAGGAGUGGCAAUGUCUGGAUUCUGGUCAGAGGGCUCUCUACAGGGAGGUGAUGCUGGAGAACCACAACAGCGUGGCAGGACUAGCAGGAUUCCUGGUCUUUAAGCCUGAACUGAUCUCCCGGCUGGAGCAAGGACAAGAGCCGUGGGUCCUUGAUCUACAGGGAGCAGAGGGGACAGAGGCACCAAGGAUUUGCCAGACAGACUCCACUAUUAGAACUGAUCACAAGCAGACCUGUGAGUAUACAAACUUUCUCAGAAGGCAGAUUCCAGGCUUUGCAGACAAUUUGGAUUCUAAGGUCUGGUCAGAGAAUUGCCCAAGAAGCCUUGGGCUAAGAGUGAGUGGCCCAGUUUUCCAGAAGCAUCAUUUGAAUAGCGAGACCAUGAUGCCCAAGAACUUCACAGAGGAUGCUGUCCAAGAAUGUGAGGGGCUGCAGGCCACAGAUCUGGGUUAUCAACCCGAUGACCAGAGAGACCAUGGGAAGGGGACAUCAGAAAACUGUGACGUGUGUGGCAGAGUCUUUAGACCAGCUUUGAACCUGGAUCUAUAUGAGAUGAGUGUACAGGAAAGACCAUACAGAUGUCAGGGGUGCCAGAAAGCAUCACCUGACUGCGUACAGGAGAAAUACACAAGUAACUGCUGUGGGAAGAAGCCUUAUGGGUGUGAAGAGUGCGGGAAAGUCUUCAGGCUGUGUUCACAACUCAAUCAGCAUCAGAGAAUCCACACCGGAGAGAAACCAUUUAAAUGUGUUGAUUGUGGGAAGGGUUUCCGCCUGAGCUCAAAACUGAUCCAACAUCAAAGAAUUCAUACUGGAGAGAAGCCUUACAGAUGUGAGGAGUGUGGGAAGACUUUUGGUCAGAGCUCAAGCCUCAUCCAUCAUCAGAGAAUCCACACAGGAGAAAGGCCGUACAGUUGUCAAGAGUGCGGGAAAGCCUUCAGCCAGCAAUCACAGCUGGUCAGACACCAGAGGACUCACACUGGAGAGAGGCCCUACCCCUGCCAGGAGUGCGGCAAGGCCUUCAGCCAGAGCUCAACUCUAGCCCAGCAUCAGAGGAUGCAUACGGGGGAGAAAUCUCAAAUGCUGAGAGUCUCAGAGAGCCCAAGCCUUAUUGCCCAUCAGAGAAAUAACACUAUAGAGAAGCCAUUUAAGUGUGAGGAGUGUGGGAAAGCUUUCAGGUGGAUCUCUCGCUUGAAUCAGCAUCAGCUGAUCCAUACCGGAGAGAAACCUUAUAAGUGCAACAAGUGCACAAAAGCCUUUGGCUGUAGCUCACGACUGAUUCGCCAUCAGAGAACUCACACUGGAGAAAAGCCGUUUAAAUGCGAUGAGUGUGGGAAGGGCUUCGUCCAGGGCUCACACCUUAUUCAGCAUCAGCGAAUCCACACUGGAGAGAAGCCUUAUGUGUGUAAUGACUGUGGGAAAGCUUUUAGCCAGAGCUCCAGCCUCAUUUACCACCAGAGGAUCCAUAAGGGAGAGAAGCCAUAUGAGUGCAUCCAGUGUGGGAAAGCCUUCAGUAUGAGUACCCAACUCACCAGCCAUCAGAGGAUUCACACUGGGGAGAGACCCUAUAAGUGUAGCGAGUGUGGGAAGGCCUUCAGUCAAAAUUCAACCCUUUUCCAACACCAGAUAAUUCAUGCUGGAGUAAAGCCCUAUGAGUGUAGUGAGUGUGGGAAGGCCUUCAGCCGGAGCUCCUACCUCAUUGAACACCAGAGAAUCCACACUAGAGCCCAGUGGUACUGUGAAUUUGGGAACGCCACUGAAAGUUCCACCCUUUUGAACCAUAAAAAAGUGAACACUGUAAAAACGUUGCAUCAGUGUGAUGAGUGUGAGAAGAUAUUCAGGUGGCGUUCACACCUGAUUAUCCACCAGAGGAUUCACACAGGAGAGAAGCCUUACAAAUGUAAUGCCUGUGGCAAAGCUUUUAAUAGGAGCUCAAGGCUCACUCAGCACCAAAAAAUUCACUUGAGAUAAGUCAUUUACCUAAAUGUCUUAGCUACUUCUCUCUUGCUGUGAUGGCACCAGGACCAAGGCAACUUAUACGAAUUUAUGUGGGCCUUACAGCUUCUAAGAGUGGUAGUUUCAGAGAGUGUUCACGGCCAUCUUGGCAGGGAACAUGGCGGCAGGCAGGCAGGCAUGAUGCCAGAGCAGUAGCUUAGAGCUCACAUCUUGAGACAGCCAAUUACUAGAAGAGAACUAAUUGUAAAUGGCGAGUCUUUAAAAACCUCAAAGCUUGCCCCCAGUUACACACAUCGUCCAAGGACAUACCUCCUAAUAAUUCCCAAACAGUUCCACCAACUGAGGACCAAGUGUUGGAACAUAUGAGCCCAUGGAGGUUGUUCUCAUCCAAACCACCACACUAUAUAAGUAUGUAACUGUGAAUAAGCCAGAAGCCUUAUUUUAUUUGGGUAACUUAUGCUAACAGAAACUUGAGGGUGCCAGGGAAAAUUCAGAUUUGUUCUUAAAGAAUAGUCUACUUAGGAGAUGUUUUAUUUUAUUUCUGUAAUGUUUUAACAUUUUCCCAUUAAAAAAAAAGUGUGUGUCACA
Molecule: messenger RNA, 3374 nt
Organism: Mastomys coucha (southern multimammate mouse)
Lineage: Eukaryota; Metazoa; Chordata; Mammalia; Rodentia; Muridae
Gene: Znf7
Product: zinc finger protein 7
Exons: 5
Coding region: 789-2801 (670 amino acids)
Biological process (GO): regulation of DNA-templated transcription
Source: RefSeq, a predicted model, not a curated record